This is a messenger RNA of Homarus americanus (American lobster), 2380 nucleotides long. RefSeq names its product cysteinyl leukotriene receptor 2-like. Gene Ontology annotation, biological process: G protein-coupled receptor signaling pathway. Gene Ontology annotation, molecular function: G protein-coupled receptor activity. Bases 274 to 1401 code for a protein of 375 amino acids. Gene Ontology annotation, cellular component: membrane. The transcript has 3 exons. The record is from RefSeq and is a predicted model, not a curated record. Lineage: Eukaryota; Metazoa; Arthropoda; Malacostraca; Decapoda; Nephropidae.
GUUAAGUAAUUUCUCUACAUCUGGGAGUGAGCUCUCCGACUCGUGGCAGCUGAAGAGAACAGAGGUAGCGACCGGAAGGUUUAUCAGCAGUUUACGCGUUGUGCUCGUUCCGCUGACACGUUCCCGGAGUCCUUGGGUGUUAUAUUGCUGUCACUAUAAGUACUGGGAACACUCUACCGCUGCAACUGGUUACAGGCCAUCUGGAGAGAGGAGCAGCAAGUGUGGACUGCGGGAGGUCGUUUGCAGCCCAGCAGUAAGCGAGCCAAUCUCUUGAUGGCAUCAUUGACGGAGGAGGGCGUGGACAGGGGUCAUCAGGUGGUCUAUCGUCAGAUCCUGCCCAUCGUCAUUUGCCUGGGUGUCCUGUCCAAUGGCCUUUGUGUCUUUAUCUUAAGUAGACCCAGCCUUAGGUCCGCUCGUGUUAACAGGUACUUCCUCGUUCUGGCGGUAUCUGACCUACUAGUGUGUCUCUUCUACAUCCCCGUCAGCACCACCAUCACUGGCUGUACCUUCUCCAGCUAUGCCGAAGCUUUCUACUUCUCCCAUUUUGGGUGGACACUUGUGGGCAUCGCUCAAGCCAUCGGCACCUACACCAUCCUAUGGCUCUCCCUUGACCGCUUCAUCGCUGUGUGGUGGUACAGCCUCUACCCAAGUAUCCAAAAGAAGCCGAAUGUCUUACGGAACAGAAUGGUUGUCACAGUUUUCCUCUGCAUCAUCACCCAUCUGGCCUACAUGUUUACCUCCACUGUCUACUACUGCUCCAAUGCAGACGAGACGGAUGACCUGUGCACAGAAGGGACUUUGAUUGUUAAGACCGGGUAUCAGAACCACUUCGACGAAACUUGGCACAAAAUUUACCGGAGUUUGUUUGGUCUGUUCAUCAGGUGGGUGCCAUGUUGUCUCCUACUGUUGUUCAACGUGGGGCUGGUGAUUGGGGUGAUGCGAGGCCGUGUCAAUUUUCCUGCCACAGGUCAUGGAACUGGGAGGAGCGGGGAGAGGACCCUUGUCAUCACCAUGAUCGCCAUAACCGCCUCCUACAUCUUGCUCACCCUCCCCAUCACCGUCUACAUUAUGGCUUACGCCACAUACGUCGUCAACCGUUGUUCUGAGGAAUAUCCCAAGGAGGUCCUCCGUGCUGUGGGUAAUUGUCUUCAGUUGUUCGAGCAUGUGAUACACAUAGUGUUCCUGGUGGGUCUAAACAAUGGCUUCAGGAAGGAGCUCAAGAUUUUGCUGCAUUUGGAGGAGAGGAAAAAGCAAAUGGAUCCUGGCGGAGUUGAACUUGGUGUUAGUCACUCACAGUUUGGUGGACUCGAGGUGUCGUGUCACAAGAACCAACAGAAUAGUGUCUCUCUCACACCAGCCUUAUCUAACAGCAACAGACACACCAUGGCAGAGGAUUUAUAACAUUCUUUAUGGUGUCUGUUACAGUGAAUUACGGUGUCUCUUACAGUGUCUCAUACAAUGUUCAUUACAGUUUUGUUUAGUGAAAACCACCAGGUGUAAAGAAUUAGUUUAGUCCUGGGUGAUGACAUGACACACUCAAAGAGGUUGCAACGAACCUUAAUAUGAUCACUGAAUAUUGUGAUCAUGACUAAUAAUCAAUAACAUGUGAACUUGAAUAAUUCCCUGUGUGGGUGUUGAUGGUGCCUCUCAUGUCCUCCACUAAACACUGUAUUAGAACCAAAAUUGAAUAUUUUUCUCUCCUCUCCAACAAUAUAAUUAUCAACAACUAUCAAAGUCCAUUCUAGGAUACACACACACGAGACUGUUCACAAAGGUUCCUAGAUUAUGGUUCUUAAAUUGCCUUUGUAACCGGGUCAAACCAUCUAUGAUACACAGACAUCACUUGGCUGAUGUCAACAUGAAACUCCAGUUAUUUUUAUAUAAUGUAGUUGUCUGUGCACCAAAAGUGUACUACACACUGUUCUCUAUUUAGAAAAUCAUUAGAUACUCACAAAAAAUAAUUAAGUGUCCUCACAUUGAAAUUACUGUUAUCUGAUAGGAGUUAUCAGUUAUUAACAAAUUUGGGUGUUGAUAGGAUUCUGAUCUACCGACAAACCAUUCAUUUAUAUUACAUAAAUUAAAUCAUGUAUAGUAAUCACAAUUUGUACAGGUUUAAAUUAUUGAGUGUUAAGAGAUCAUGUGUAUAAUGACUUCUGUAACAAAAUGUCAUUAUAUCUUAAUUAUAAUUUCACCACUUACUAGCCAUUCUGGGGGCAGUUGGUCAAUCCACUGUAAGUACAGGAGGAAACCUGUGAUACUUGGUAGUGUCUGGGCCAAUCAGGACUCACACCAUUGACAUAUUAGUAAGAGAUACAAGCAUUACUACAAUACCGCCAACAUUAUAACUAUAAUUAAUAAACUUUAAUAUAUUGUCUUAAAA